UUGGUUUCUUUCUACAGCUCCAUUUUCAGUCCGGCAGCACGCAUUACUCUGCGUACAAAAUGAUUGAACACCAGAUUGCAAUUCAGUAUCUCCAGAUGAAAUGGCCACUGCUUGAUGUCCAGGCAGGGAGCCUCCAGAGUAGACAAGCCCUCAAGGAUGCCCGGUCCCCAUCACCGGCACACAUUGUCGGCCCCCUCCCUUGCUGCACUCAGGGACAUGACUGUCAGCACUUCUGCCCCCCCUCAGACUUCACUGUCAGCACUCAAGUCUUCAGGGACAUGAAAAGGAGCUACUCCUUACAAAAGGUUGGGGAGCCCUGGUGUAUGGAGUCGAACAAAGUGCCGGUGGUGCAGCACCCUCACCAUGUCCACCCCCUCACGCCUCUUAUCACGUACAGCAAUGAACACUUCACCCCGGGAAACCCACCUCCACACUUACCAGCCGACGUAGACCCCAAAACAGGCAUCCCACGGCCUCCGCACCCUCCAGAUAUAUCUCCGUAUUACCCACUAUCGCCCGGCACCGUAGGACAAAUCCCCCAUCCGCUAGGAUGGUUAGUACCACAGCAAGGUCAGCCGGUGUACCCAAUCACGACAGGAGGAUUCAGACACCCCUACCCCACAGCUCUGACUGUCAACGCUUCCAUGUCCAGCUUUCUGUCUUCUAGGUUCCCUCCCCAUAUGGUCCCACCACAUCAUACUCUACACACGACCGGCAUCCCCCAUCCGGCCAUAGUCACACCAACAGUUAAACAGGAAUCCUCCCAGAGUGACGUCGGCUCACUCCAUAGCUCAAAGCAUCAGGACUCCAAAAAGGAAGAAGAAAAGAAGAAACCCCACAUAAAGAAACCUCUUAAUGCAUUCAUGUUGUAUAUGAAGGAAAUGAGGGCAAAGGUCGUAGCUGAGUGCACAUUGAAAGAAAGCGCGGCCAUCAACCAGAUCCUCGGGCGAAGGUGGCAUGCACUGUCCAGAGAAGAGCAAGCGAAAUACUACGAGCUGGCCCGGAAGGAGCGACAGCUUCACAUGCAGCUGUACCCCGGCUGGUCCGCGCGGGAUAACUAUGGGAAGAAGAAGAAGAGGAAAAGGGACAAGCAGCCGGGAGAGACCAAUGAACACAGCGAAUGUUUCCUAAAUCCUUGCCUUUCACUUCCUCCGAUUACAGAUGCAAAUACUCCAAAGAAGUGUCGGGCACUGUUCGGGCUUGACCGACAGACUUUAUGGUGCAAACCGUGCAGGAGAAAAAAAAAGUGCGUUCGCUACAUACAAGGUGAAGGCAGCUGCCUCAGCCCACCCUCUUCAGAUGGAAGCUUACUAGAUUCGCCUCCUCCCUCCCCCCACCUGCUAGGCUCCCCUCCGCGCGACGCCAAGUCACAGACUGAGCAGACCCAGCCUCUCUCGCUGUCCCUGAAGCCCGAUCCCCUGGCCCACCUCUCCAUGAUGCCUCCGCCGCCCGCUCUCCUGCUUGCCGAGGCCACCCAUGGCAAGGCCUCUGCCCUCUGUCCCAACGGGGCCCUGGACCUGCCUCCCGCCGCUCUGCAGCCUCCCAUCGUCCCCUCCUCAUCACUUGCACAGCCGUCAACAUCUUCCUUACAUUCCCACAACUCUCUGGCCGGGACCCAGCCCCAGCCCCAGCCGCUGUCCCUCGUCACCAAGUCUUUAGAAUAGCUUUAGCGUCGUCAGCCCCGGUUGGUUGGUUUCGUGUUCUGUUUUGCGUUUCUUUUUCUCGCCCCCUGCUUUGGAAGGUUCUGUUUUGUACUCUUUUCAUUUUGUGCCAUGUGCCUACAUUAGUUGAUGUUUAUCGAGUUCAUUGGUCAAUAUUUGACCCAUUCUUAUUUCAAUUUCUCCUUUUAAAUAUGUAGAUGAGAGAAGAACCUCAUGAUUCUACCAAAAUUUUUAUCAACAGCUGUUUAAAGUCUUUGUAGGGUUUAAAAUAUAUAUAUAUAUACAUAACUGUUAUGUAGUUCGGAUAGCUUAGUUUUAAAAGACUGAUUAAAAAACAAAAAGAAAAAAAAAAGAUGCGAUUUCGAAGCAGCCCUCCAGAAGGAGUUGGUUCUGUAUUAUUUGUAUUAAAUACGAGCUUGCAAACCAAUCAUUUUACAUCUGGUUUAUAAACCAUGAAGGCAUGACGAAUGCAGUGCCCUGACUUUUGU
Molecule: messenger RNA, 2149 nt
Organism: Tupaia belangeri chinensis (Chinese tree shrew)
Lineage: Eukaryota; Metazoa; Chordata; Mammalia; Scandentia; Tupaiidae
Gene: TCF7L2
Product: transcription factor 7 like 2
Exons: 13
Coding region: 60-1664 (534 amino acids)
Biological process (GO): regulation of transcription by RNA polymerase II; canonical Wnt signaling pathway
Cellular component (GO): beta-catenin-TCF complex; catenin-TCF7L2 complex; chromatin
Molecular function (GO): DNA-binding transcription factor activity, RNA polymerase II-specific; RNA polymerase II cis-regulatory region sequence-specific DNA binding
Source: RefSeq, a predicted model, not a curated record